This is a messenger RNA of Dermochelys coriacea (leatherback sea turtle), 1366 nucleotides long. It is a transcript of the gene NOP16, whose product is annotated as NOP16 nucleolar protein. NCBI's taxonomy places the organism in Eukaryota, Metazoa, Chordata, Testudines, Dermochelyidae. Gene Ontology annotation, cellular component: nucleolus. Gene Ontology annotation, biological process: ribosomal large subunit biogenesis. The coding region runs from base 285 to 827 and encodes 180 amino acids. The record is from RefSeq and is a predicted model, not a curated record. The transcript is spliced from 5 exons.
CUCUGAGCCAUGGUCACCACUCCCGCGAGCAGCACACGAAGGUGACUGCCCGGGACCCUCCUCAGCCACCGUAAGUCAAUGGCAGCCGUGGGACUACACAUCCCAGCAGGCCUUGCGGUUCCAGCCCUCCGCGUUGGCGCAUGGCCUGCUGGGAUAUAUAGUCCACACCGGACCGGGCCCUAGCGAAGCCCUCACAGUAGAACUACAUUUCCCAUCACGCCCAGCGCCCGGCCCGGCGGCCUUGGCGUCUCCGAUUGCGGCCGCGUGAGCUCGCAGCCGCCGCGAUGCCGAAAGCCAAAGGGAAAAACCGGCGCCAAAAGUUCGGCUACAGCGUCAACCGCAAACGGCUGAACCGGCAGAGCCGCAAGCGGGCGGCGCCCCGUAUCGAAUGCUCCCACAUCAGACAUGCGUGGGACAGAACCAAAUCCGUGUCUCGGAACCUGGCUGAAAUGGGGCUGGCUGCAGACCCCAACAAGGCGAUUCCCAUUCGGAAAAGGCAGCUACAGGUGAUGGAAAUGGAGGUUGAUGGCCAAGACAAAGGGAAGAGAGUUGUGCAGAAGCCUUACGUCCUGGACGAGCUGGAGUAUGAGGCCAGCCUCCCGGAGAAGAAGUCAGAGACGCUCUCCAGAGACCUUAUCGACUAUGUGCAGUACAUGAUACGGAACCAUGGCGAGAACUACAAGGACAUGGCUCGUGAUGAGAAGAACUACUACCAGGACACGCCCAAGCAGAUCAAGAGGAAGAUCAGUGUGUACAAGCGUUUCUACCCUGAAGAGUUCCAGGCUUUCACUGCAUCCCUGCAGCAGGUCAAGAUGGACCAACAGUAACUGCCCCCACCCUGCCUGUUGGACUCGCCUGCAGCGGCAGGUCUUGUGCUGCCACUCCCCAGGCAAACAAGGGAAGAUUGACUCUGACUGCUGGCGCCAUUUCACCAUGCGCAGGGUGGGGCCCGCUGAACUAGAUGUAGCUUUUGGUGGGCAGGGAAGGAUCUGCCCUCCGUGGGGAGACGGUGGGACUGAGCGUGCGCUAGAAUGGGCUCCUUCGUGUGGCUCUGCAGGCCCUAAGGCUGCUGGGGAGAUGGUCACUGCCUCACCAUAGUGGGGGCGAAGGGAAGAGACCAACUCUUGUGUCCUGCAGCUCUUAGUUAUAAUAAAUCAGACUCUUCCAAACCAGCAUGAAUACACCUGAGUGCAGCUUGCUCAAGGGCUGCACUUUGCAGAGCUGGAGUGGCCCUGGCACUGACCCAAGGAAGUCUUCAUUCUGGGAACUGCUCUGGCUUUCCACGGGUGGUGCAAGUCACCUGGCUGGGAGGUGCUGUGGCCCCCUGCCCAAUGCACCAUGGGGCUGGAUUGUUCACAGUCCCCAC